AUGAAAACAGAAGAUUUGUCAGAAGACAACUGUUCCAGAUUAAGUAAUAAUUUAUCAGAUUAUGAUGAGUCAGAAAUAGAAUCAGAACCUUGUAUUAGUUAUAUUGAGGUUGUUUGUGGAAUUCUUAGAAAAUGUAAAAGUAAAGCAUAG
Entrophospora candida is the source of this 150-nucleotide messenger RNA. Lineage: Eukaryota; Fungi; Glomeromycota; Glomeromycetes; Entrophosporales; Entrophosporaceae. The record is from the annotation of a GenBank genome assembly.